Nezara viridula (southern green stink bug) is the source of this 2298-nucleotide messenger RNA. The record is from the annotation of a GenBank genome assembly. Lineage: Eukaryota; Metazoa; Arthropoda; Insecta; Hemiptera; Pentatomidae.
UUGAUGUUUGUACUUUUUUGGUACUUUAUAUCAUCCUUAUAUGAUCUUAAACAUUUUAAAAUUUUACUUCUACUAUAUUUAGAAAAUCCUAACCUUCUUAGGGGCAGCCAUAUUUAAUAUAGCCUACUUUCCCAGAGAAUAUUCUCACCUUUUGUUAUCUAAAUUUUUAUUAAAUACCAUAUUUAGUCAUUUUAUCCUUUUACAAUUUUUCUUGAAAUAAUUCAAUUGACUUUUAUCCAACAAGUCGGAAGUAGGAAUAACUUUGUACUUAAUUUUAAACAACUUACAUGUACAUAUUUUCUAGAUUGUCAGGAAGAAUGCCAUUUAAGACAAACUUUUGGGAGCGUGUACAUGAAUGGGGACGUUGGGAAAGUCCCUUCAGGGGCGGUUUUUACUGCUUCCCCUGAACCCCACCCCCCAACGCCCACAUCCGAGUUUAGUCAAUUGAAUGGGGCUUCAGAAGAGGGGAGCCAAGGAUUGGAGCCGCUGAGCGAAGCUGGGGCGGGCCCGGCUGUGGAGCAGCCUCCCGACCCCCUGCCUCCUAUUCCUCUAGACCAGCUGAAGCAAAUGCUCUCGUCCCAGCUUGAAUAUUAUUUUUCAAGGGAAAACUUAGCUAAUGACACAUAUUUGUUAUCUCAGAUGGAUAACGACCAAUAUGUACCUAUUUGGACUGUAGCCAAUUUUAAUCAAGUAAAAAAGUUGACUACUGAUAUCAAAUUAAUUACUGAAGUCUUGCGUGAAUCCCCCAACGUUCAAGUUGAUGACGAAGGUCAAAAAGUGCGUCCGAAUCAUAAACGGUGCAUUGUGAUCCUACGUGAAAUUCCAGAUAGUACUCCUAUAGAAGAAGUAAAGGGCCUGUUUUCUGGAAAAGGCUGUCCAAAACUCAUUUCUUGUGAAUUUGCGCAUAACAACUCAUGGUAUGUUACAUUCGAAAAUGACGAGGACGCUCAAAAAGCAUAUAGGUUUUUAAGAGAGGAAGUGAGGGAGUUUCAGGGAAAGCCAAUAAUGGCUAGGAUAAAAGCCAAGCCUAUGAACAGGCUGCCGCUGCCGCCAGGAAUCGGCGGUGGGAUGGGCCUAAAGAAUGGCUACAGGACACCACCAACACCCGCUACAACUGGUCCAGGAGGAGUUUACGAUCCGUCCCCCUUCACGCAGCCAGCCCAGAGGUACCUCUAUUCCAAUGGGUCAUCCCUUCCGCACAAUGUGAACUUUCCAAGUCAAGUUCAGAUCUAUGUAAGCGGCUUUCAGCAACAUCAACCAUUUUACCCUCCUAGUAUGUUGCCAACAUGGGGCCCGACGAGCCCCGCCUACUUCGAUAUAGGCUCAGUUUUCUCAGUUAAUGGCCUCGCACCUCAAGGACCCUUUACUAAAUCGCAUACGACCAGGUUCACUCCAAGAAACAGUAGGCAGAAAAAGGGCGGUGGCUUAGAAGCUCGGACAUCAAUGUCCGACUCCGGCAUCCUCAGAAAGCCUGCGAAAGAGACAGGACGAUUUGAAGGCCAGGAGACCCAGCGCCAUGAAGAUGAUUCUUGUCGGACACCGCACUCAAAGGACCAAGCACUACCGCCGAGACGGAGAAGAAAAGAAGAUGAAGCCAGCAGCAGAGCACCCGGAAGCCCAGGCCCGCAGUUCGACCUCGAGGCAGAUGCUUUCCCCCCGCUGCCAGGAGGCCAGGUCGGCGCUCCGCCUGAGCAACCUGCCCCCCAAACUACGACCCACCAGUCACCAGCUGCAGCGACCGUAGCCGCCGUUGAAACCCAGUGGGUGGCACCCUCCGAGACGAGGGUGGUUGUUGCUGGACCAAGUGGGAAAAACCCUGCUGAAAAGGCAGGCCCCGUUAAGACUGAAGAAAGUAACGUUGGUAGUAACGGCUCAGUGAAUGGGGACAGUGCACCCUGCGAUCAACCUCCGCAUGAGCCUAAGGUUGUUACUCCCGUUGUUCAACCGACAGUAGUAGACACUCAUGUACCAACACAGCAACCUACUCAGCAGGUGGAGUUGAAUGUCGUUAAACUGAGCUAUGCUCAAGUGGCUCAGCACCAAAAAGCUGAGAGGGAAAAGCAGGCCGCUCGAGAACAGCAGCAGCAGCAGCAAAUGCCGCAGCCGCCUCCCCCUCCGCAGCAGCAGCAUCCCUCAGAUGAUGAAAAAAAGGAGCACAGUUUGCCCCCUUUUCAUUAUCAGCCAAAAGGAGACAGUGUUUUGGGUGGUCGGGGGAGAGGUGGAGCGAGGGGGGCACCCAGGAGGAGGGACAAUCUUCCAAGGCAAUUUAAUAAUUCAAGGCAGAGAUCGCCCAAAUAG